GGCCGGGGCAGUACGAAGCGGGGGUGGGCCCUGCGUGUAAAGGCAGCGCCGUGGCCUCGCGUCCAUCUUUACCGCUCUCUCGGACCUGUCACAAAGGAGUAGCGCCGCCACUGCCUCCCCCUCUCGAGUGGAUCCUGGAGCUGGAGAAAAACUGUUGCUGGAUGACCAGGAUUCCCUGUAACUGAUAAUGUUGGAGAUCAACUCUGCAACUUUCUUCAACACCCAGUUGUUAAAAACAAAUAGGAUGCAAGUGUCUCAGCCCCGGAUUAUGAAAACAGUACUUGGAAAACUGAAAACUAUCUAAAUGAUUGUCUUUGGUUGGGCCGUGUUCUUAGCAAGCAGAAGCCUCGGCCAGGGUCUGCUGUUGACUCUCGAGGAGCACAUAGCCCACUUGCUGGGGACUCCAAGUGCCACCGCUGCCAUGGGUAACUCCUGCAUCUGCCGAGAUGACAGUGGAGCAGAAGACAGUGUUGACAACCAGCAGCAACAGGCCGAGAACAGUGCCGUGCCCACCGCUGACACGAGGAACCAACCCCGGGACCCUGUCCGGCCACCAAGGAGGGGCCGAGGACCGCACGAGCCACGGAGAAAGAAACAAAAUGUAGACGGACUGGUGCUGGACACGCUGGCGGUCAUACGAACUCUUGUAGAUAACGAUCAGGAACCUCCCUAUUCAAUGAUUACAUUGCACGAAAUGGCAGAAACAGAUGAAGGCUGGCUGGACGUCGUGCAGUCGUUGAUCAGAGUGAUUCCGCUGGAGGACCCGUUGGGGCCGGCCGUCAUAACGCUGUUGCUGGACGAAUGUCCCCUGCCCACUAAGGAUGCGCUCCAGAAAUUGACCGAAAUUCUUAAUUUAAAUGGAGAAGUAGCGUGCCAGGACUCGGGUCACCCUGCCAGGCACAGGAACAUAUCUGCCGUCCUGGGCUGCUUAGCAGAGAAACUGGCAGGUCCUGCCAGCAUAGGUUUACUCAGCCCAGGAAUACUGGAAUAUUUGCUACAGUGUCUGAAGCUGCAGGCCCACCCCACGGUCAUGCUGUUUGCACUUAUCGCACUGGAAAAGUUUGCACAGACAAGUGAAAAUAAGUUGACCAUCUCCGAAUCCAGUAUCAGUGACCGGCUUGUCACGUUGGAGUCCUGGGCCGACGAUCCUGAGUACCUGAAACGGCAGGUUGGCUUUUGUGCCCAGUGGAGCUUGGACAAUCUCUUUUUGAAAGAAGGUAGGCAGCUGACCUAUGAGAAAGUGGACUUGAAGAGCAUUAGGGCCAUGCUGAAUAGCAAUGAUGUCAGCGAGUACCUGAAGAUCUCACCUCAUGGCUUGGAGGCUCGCUGCGAUGCCUCCUCUUUUGAAAGCGUGCGGUGCACCUUCUGUGUGGAUGCUGGGGUGUGGUACUAUGAAGUAACCGUGGUCACUUCCGGCGUCAUGCAGAUCGGCUGGGCCACACGCGACAGCAAGUUUCUCAAUCAUGAAGGCUACGGCAUUGGCGACGACGAGUUCUCCUGCGCCUACGAUGGCUGCCGGCAGCUGAUCUGGUACAAUGCCAGGAGUAAGCCUCACCUCCACCCAUGCUGGAAAGAAGGAGAUACAGUAGGAUUUCUGUUGGACUUGAAUGAAAAGCAAAUGAUCUUCUUUUUAAAUGGCAACCAGCUGCCUCCUGAGAAGCAAGUCUUUUCAUCUACUGUAUCCGGAUUUUUUGCUGCAGCUAGUUUCAUGUCAUAUCAACAAUGUGAGUUCAAUUUUGGAGCAAAACCAUUCAAAUAUCCACCACCUGUGAAAUUUAGCACUUUUAAUGAUUACGCCUUCCUGACAGCUGAAGAUAAAAUCAUUUUGCCAAGGCACAGGCGUCUUGCUCUGUUGAAGCAAGUCAGCAUCCGGGAAAACUGCUGCUCCCUGUGCUGUGAUGAGGUGGCAGACACGCAGCUGAAGCCAUGUGGGCACAGUGACCUGUGCAUGAAUUGUGCCUUGCAACUGGAGACCUGCCCGUUGUGUCGUAAAGAAAUAGUGUCCAGAGUCAGACAGAUCUCGCAUAUUUCAUGACACACGUGAAGAGACAUUAUGGACUUAUUUCUACUCAGUUCCAGCCAAUGUUGAAAAGAAAAACAAAGGAAAAAAAACCCAUCUCUAAUCAGUCGUAUGCACAUUGAAACUUAUAGCCAUGGCCAGAUUUUAUGCUAAAAACGGUAGUUUUUCAAAGACAAAAUUCUCUUAGAACCUAACCCAACUCGCCAGCCCUGGGAAAUCCCUUUCGUGGCCGAGGAAGGCCGAGCGCUCGCGAGCAAGGCCCGGGUCUUCCAUGACAACCGGUAGGGGAGCGCGCCCUCUGGAGCGCCGGAGCCACGCAGGAGUUCUCCUGGUUGGGGUCAUUGGAUCGUUUAACCCAGGAUGUUUUGUCUCGUGUCCUAAAGUUUUAUUUUGGCAGAAGGUCAUUACGGAGGAGCACAUGACGCCAUUUCUGGGUUAAGCGUGACUUCCCACUGGCCCGAGGUAGCCGUGUGUUAGUGUGGCUCUUGCACUGGAGACUCGAAUCUGUAAAGCUAGAAUCACGCAGGUCAGUACUGCGGCAACGCGGAGGGCCUCCAAGGAGGUGCACAGACGAUAGGAAGAACAAAACAAGCCCGAUUUUUGAUAUUUCAGUGAUUCCAAAGAACAUCCUCGUUUUUUUUAACCGCAGAACAUUGGUGGUGUUUCCACACUCGUGUUUCUGUCCAAUUUCAGGACCCACGUUUUGUGAGGGGAAAUGUUCUCACAUUGCAGGAGGAAUUCUUAAACUGACUGCAAUGGCUGACUGGAGAAAAUUUGGUAUUUAGAGUAUUUUUAAGGUACCAUCAAAUCAGGUUUUUGUUUAAAAAAAUUUUUUUAAUCAGUAUUGUUUUUGGAAGUAAUAUACUUUGAAACUCUUGAACGAAUAGUCUCAAAGACUCUUAGAGGACAGUCUGAGAGCACGUAUUCCUGUUGUGUUAAAUAAAUCACAUGGUUCUGAAUAGUGAAUUCAAUCAUGGGUUGCUGACCAUGUCUUCAUCAAAAGUGUUCAUCCCUCUCAGGGUCUCUGGUGAAGACCUUCAAGAGUUUGGUUUUUUCUCCCAGAAAAUUGGAAGGUAGAAUUGUAAAUUCCUAGAACUUAUUUUAUAAUGGUGUACCUCAGCAGCUGCCUUUCAAUUUAUGCCAAGUCCUUACUGAGUUUAUACUUGAAUAGCAAAUAUGUCUUCUGAGUUUUACAAUGUCUUAAACUCAAUGCACAUUUUUUUUUCUUCUUUCCCCACCCUUUCUUGUUUGUGGUUCUUUAAGAUGUCCCAUUACAGAGCUGAGUUCCUUCCUGGCUGUACUUGUUGGGGUGCUGGGUUUUUUUCCAUGUCUUCGUCUUCCAUAAAUCAAAUAUAUAUAUAAAUAUAUGUUUUCUUUAGCUUGUGGUGAAUACAGUAAUUUGCAUUGAAGAAAUAAAACAUUUGUUGCCUUUUUUUACUAAGAU
Molecule: messenger RNA, 3464 nt
Organism: Artibeus jamaicensis (Jamaican fruit-eating bat)
Lineage: Eukaryota; Metazoa; Chordata; Mammalia; Chiroptera; Phyllostomidae
Gene: RSPRY1
Product: ring finger and SPRY domain containing 1
Exons: 15
Coding region: 305-2035 (576 amino acids)
Cellular component (GO): cytoplasm
Molecular function (GO): protein binding; ubiquitin-protein transferase activity
Source: RefSeq, a predicted model, not a curated record